Messenger RNA from Chilo suppressalis (striped riceborer), 1814 nucleotides. NCBI's taxonomy places the organism in Eukaryota, Metazoa, Arthropoda, Insecta, Lepidoptera, Crambidae. The record is from the annotation of a GenBank genome assembly.
UCGUCGUGCGUAACUGGUUGAGAGUGCGCGUGUUACAAGUUCAAUUGUUGAUUUACAGUUAACUGCAAACAAUUUUCGUUCUACGCCUGUUUGUAAUAAGCAUAAGAAUCGGAUAAUAUAUAUUAUUUAGUGAAAGUGUUGCUACCCUCUUCAAGCAUCGCUGCUCGAGGACAAACAGUGGAGGGACAUACUUUACGCUCAGAGGUUACGAGACAAUUUUUUUUUCUUUUUUCCUCACCUGCACCAAUUGGGCGCAUCUAUAACAAUAUGUCUGUGCAACGUACACCACCGAAGUUUGCCUCCAACCCAGACUUACCGGCAACUGCAUUGUUGGUAGAGGAUACAGUUAUUAAUAUGCGCAAACGUAAACAGCCUGAUGAUGAAGAUAUGGAUCAUCGCAUGAUGCUAUUGGAACAAAAAUUAGACCGUCAAAUGGCCAUAUUUAGUAGUAAGAUGGAUGAAAUGAUUUCUGAAUCGAUCGCUAAUGCUCUUAAAUCUGCAAUAACCUCAGAAUUCUCUAAAAUAUCCUCCACACUGGAUGCCAUAAGCGAGUCUGUUAUGGAACUACGUAAUGAUAAUGCCUCAUUAAAGAAGUCACUUAAAGAUAUGGAUGUCCGUUUUACAGAAAUUGAACAAUCAUUAAAUUUUUGUAACACACGGCAAGAUGAGUUUGAGAAAGAUUUAAUUACGCUAAAAAAACAAAUUCAACUCACAUCUGACCUUCCGGAUUAUGUUCAAACCCUCGAGUAUAAAUUGGCCGUAAUGCAACAGCAAGCAAGGGAGUGUAACAUCGAGAUUAGUAAUGUGCCGGAGAAACGCAACGAGAACCUAGUCAAUAUGGUAAUCAGUCUAGGAACAGCUGUGAAACAACAAAUAUUAGUAUCGGAUAUUGUGGCUGUUCAUCGUGUGCCCCACGCAAGUCAGACAGAUAAAAGACCUAAAAAUAUUGUCGUGAAACUUACAUCAAGGAUUGCUCGAGACAACAUUGUUGCUGCAUGUCGUUCAAAAAAAAACCUUGAUACGGAAGGACUGGGACUACCCGGCACUGUGCAAAAGAUAUACGUGAACGAGCAUUUAACUAUCCAGAACAAAAUAUUAUUUCGUGAAUGUCGUGAACGAGCCAAAUCCAGUGAUUAUAAAUAUGUUUGGGUUAAAUAAGGGGUUGUGUUUGCAAGAAAGUCGGACACUUCCCCUGUGCUGGCCAUACGCACACGGAACGACCUUGAAAAAAUCAAUAAACCAAAAUUAUGCCAGGUAUCGGUAUCAUAAGGUUUCGACUGUGUAUAAGAGGUAUUUUGUUGCGUCAUUCUUAUCUCAUAAAUCUCAUAAUAAAGCUUGUAAAAUAAAUAAAAAAAGUGUCCCCACGCGCUAUUAUUAUAUAUACAUAAUUCCAACCAACUUUCUAGCUAAGAAAAACAUUAGAAAACAAACUAAUAUAAUUACAAUUGCUGUGUAUUUAAAGCAUAAAAACAUUGUAUCUUUAAACUGCCCGCAACUAUUUUCUCAAAAUAGUGUUAACCAUAUUUUUCUUGUAAGUUGUUGUAAAUAUGUUAAUUUUAAUUUUAAUUGUAUUAGGUCACUUUUGUCUAUGCACUGUCUCGAUCGUUUGCUAGAACACAAAAACAGGGUAAUUCUGUAUUUCUUAAAAUAUGCACAUUUUGUCUUAGUUUUAAUUAUAAAUUAUGACUGCAAAACACUUGUCAUCUCAAUUUUAUACUGUGAUAAAACACUAACAAUUAUAAACGUCUAUCCAUAUGUAUGUAUUCUGUGUACUUCAAUACCAAAUAUCAAUAAUUGGUAUUUACCGAUUAAUA